This is a messenger RNA of Anoplopoma fimbria (sablefish), 3919 nucleotides long. RefSeq names its product glutamyl aminopeptidase (gene enpep). The coding region runs from base 166 to 3045 and encodes 959 amino acids. Gene Ontology annotation, molecular function: metalloaminopeptidase activity; peptide binding; zinc ion binding. Gene Ontology annotation, cellular component: cytoplasm. The transcript is spliced from 20 exons. Gene Ontology annotation, biological process: proteolysis; peptide catabolic process. NCBI's taxonomy places the organism in Eukaryota, Metazoa, Chordata, Actinopteri, Perciformes, Anoplopomatidae. The record is from RefSeq and is a predicted model, not a curated record.
CUCUUUCUUCUCUCCACCCCUCAGCACCACAGAGGCAAGCUUUGGAUCAGCUCACGCGGCUAAUCUAAAUACUGUGAGAGCCCAAAGCAUGCAGCUCUGAUUUCAGGUCAGCUUAGGAACCUGAAGAAAGUGGUGUUUUUAGUGCAGUGAAGUUUGGAAGUCACCAUGGUCGACAGCCUGGACAUGGAGAAUCAACAGAAGCGUUACUGCAUCCGCAGUAAGCAUGUGGUCAUCAUCUGCGUGACAGUGGUGGUGUGCUCUUUGGCGGUGGGCCUCGGGGUGGGCCUCUCUGGGUCAGGCUCCACCACCUCCAGUCCCUCAACACCAGCCCCCACAGCAGUGCCUACCCAGCCCCCCCUGCCUUCCAGAGGGCCCUGUGCGCCUUCCGAUGACUCCAGCGGCGACUGGAAGAAUUUCCGUCUGCCCACCUACGUGAACCCGGUCCACUACGACCUGCACCUGGAGCCGGACCUGGUGGAUGACACCUACUCGGGCACCGUGGACAUCCACGUGGAGGUCAGCAAGCCGACGCGCCAUCUGUGGCUCCACAUCAGGGAGACGUAUGUCAGCACCCAGCCCAGGCUGAGAAUGCUGAGCAGCCGGGCGGGACAAAGGGAGGUGGCAGUGAGGGGCUGCUUUGAAUAUGUUCCCCAGCAGUACGUGGUGGUGGAGGCCACAGAGGAGCUGCCUGUCACCGGCCCGGGAGAGGUGUAUGUUCUGAGCCUGGACUUCCAGGGCUGGCUCAAUGGCUCCGUGGUGGGGUUCUACAGGGUCAUCUACACCGAGGGCGGGGUCACUAAGAAGAUUGCUGCAACUGAUCACGAGCCAACGGAUGCUCGCAAGUCGUUUCCCUGCUUCGAUGAACCCAACAAGAAGGCCACCUACAAAAUCUCCAUCACUCAUGACGCCACCCAUGGAGCUCUGUCUAACAUGCCGCUUGAGGGCAGCCCUCAGAAACUGCCUGGUGAUAAACUGAAGACCUCCUUCCAGAAAUCCAUUCCAAUGAGUACCUAUUUGGUAUGUUUUGCUGUGCACCAGUUCAGCCAUCUGGAAAGAAAAUCAGCCAGAGGAAUUCCUUUGAGAAUCUACGCCCAGCCAAGUCAGUUAGGAACUGCAACGUAUGCAGCCGACACAACCAAAGUCAUCUUUGACUACUUUGAGGAAUAUUUCAACAUGACAUACUCCAUCGAAAAACUGGAUAAGAUAGCCAUCCCUGACUUUGGUACUGGUGCCAUGGAAAACUGGGGCCUCAUCACCUACCGGGAAACCAACCUGCUCUACGAUACCAACCAGUCAUCGUCCUUCAACAAGCAGCGAGUGGCCAGUGUCAUCGCCCACGAGCUGGUUCACCAGUGGUUUGGGAACAUCGUGACCAUGGAUUGGUGGGAUGACCUCUGGCUUAAUGAGGGCUUUGCCAGUUUCUUUGAGUACAUCGGUGUGGAGAAAGCUGAGCCCAGCUGGGGCAUGCGAGACAUCAUGAUCAUCAGCGACGUGCUUCCCGUCAUGCUGGACGACGCCCUCCUUUCCUCUCACCCGAUCAUCGUGGACGUGUCCACCCCAGCAGAGAUCACCUCGGUGUUUGAUGGAAUCUCGUACAGCAAGGGAGCGUCUAUUCUCAGGAUGCUGGAGGACUGGAUGGGCAGAGACUUGUUCAGAGAGGGCUGUCGAAAAUAUUUGAAAGACUACCACUUCAAGAACGCCAAAACGGCCAACUUCUGGGCGUCUCUCGCCAGCGUGAGUGGGUUGCCGGUUGCAGACGUCAUGGAUACAUGGACCAAACAGAUGGGUUUUCCUGUGUUGCACCUGUCUGUCUCAGAGACGGUUGCCAAUCUGAGGCAAAGGCGAUUCCUCCUGGAUCCUAAAGCUGAUCCCAGCCAGCCUCCUUCGCCUCUUGGGUACAAGUGGACAAUUCCAGUCAAAUGGCACUCUGUGACAAGCAACAAAAACAUGUCGACGAUGUUUGACAAGAGCAGCACAGAGCAUGUCAUCACUAACUACUCGGCCCCAGUGGACGGGCUGCUGAAGGUCAACAACGAUCACAUUGGAUUCUACAGAGUCAACCAUGACAACCAGAUGUGGAACAUUAUCAGUCAACAGCUUCAGAUAAACCAUUUGGAGUUGGAUGCAGCUGAUCGCACAAGCUACAUUGAUGAUGUUUUUGCACUUGCAAGGGCAGAUGUUAUAGAUUACGGUAAUGCCUUCAAUCUUACCAUGUACCUGACUAAGGAGGCCGACUACAUAGUCUGGAGCCGUGUGUCCUCCUCCAUUGCAUAUGUCCGGGACAUGCUGGCAGGCAAUGCUGAACUCUACCCAUUGUUUCAGAAACUAUUUCGUAACUACGUUAAACCAAUCACAACACAACUUGGAUGGACUGAUAGCGGAACACAGACGCAGAGGUUACUGAGGGAGACGGUGCUCAGCAUGGCCUGUCAGAUGGGAGAUCAGGAAGCUCUGGAUGAAGCCUCUCGCAUUUUCAACCAGUGGAUCAAUGGAAGUAUCAGCGACGUGGCAGUGAACCUGAGGCUGCUGGUCUAUCGAUAUGGCAUGAAGAACUCGGGCACCGAAGAAAAGUGGAACACAAUGUUUCAGAGGUACAAAGACUCUUCUUUGGCUCAAGAGAAGGACAAGCUGCUGUCUGGAUUGGCUUCCGUGGAGAACGUGGUCCUCCUCUACAGGCUCCUGGAGGCUUCCAAAGAUGAGAGUGUAGUGAGGAGUCAGGAUCUGUUCACUCUGGUGCGAUACGUUUCCUACAACCCACUGGGGCAGAACAUGGCCUGGGAAUGGACCACACUCAACUGGGACUACCUGGUCAACAGGUACACCAUCAAUGACAGGAGCCUUGGUCGCCUGCUGACCCAGAUCAGCACCACCUACAACACAGAGCUCCAGCUCUGGAAGAUGGAGCACUUCUUCAAGCUAACGCCGAACGCUGGUGCCGGGGUGACUUCUCGGAAGCAGGCGCUGGAGACGGUGAGGAACAACAUUGAAUGGAUCCGGAGUAAUGAGAACGAGAUCAAAGGCUGGCUGUUGAACAACGUCCCCUGAAACAGCAGCAGCUUGUGAAACACUGCAGGAGUACCAUACCUGUACAAGACCAGAGCCUCCACAGUCCUCUGUACAUACGUAAGGCCUUUUCCCAGUCAGCUCAUACGGGAUGAGGCUCGGUUGAGUUGCAACAUUGCAAUUAAUCAAAUAAUCGAAUCCUUUCUUGUAAUCAAAUUCACACGUCACACUGAUCUCCUUAGUAUAAGUCCAAUUUUGCAGAUUGCUGUAGUCCUCAAAAGUCUGUAUUUCAGUUUUGGCCCAUUGAGCAGAGUGUGGUCCUGGGCUUUAAAGGGACUUUUCUUAAGUAUCCAAAACAUCCACUGCCACGCACACAGUAAGUCAGGAGUUAUCUACAGUAAACUGACUCUGUGUUACAGUUCAACAUCACCACUGUUCUCCCAUCAUGUGGCUAGUUCUACUGACAAUCAUUUUCGCUUCAUUUCUGAUCUUGUGGUCAUCACGUGAAAUAUAUUUAUGCAGCCUCCUUCUUCUCCUUUCUGUUAACAUUUUAAUUAAAAUGUCUUUGAUAUUUCUUUGUACAUUUUUAACUUGGGGCACAGAGAGUUUUCUAUCCUCAGUACAGAGAGUGCAGCCAUGAUCAUCAGACCCUCAUAUGUGAUAUAUUGAUAUAUGCUGCCUCUGUGUGUUCAUUUGUAUUUGUUAGCAAUAAUGGAAUCAAGGAGUGUUAACUACAUGGAGGUGAUGAGUUGAAUGAAAAAAUAGCAGUGUAACAUUUACCUAAGUACUUACUUCACUAAUAUACUCGAUGAAGAAAAUUCAAAUUUUGCAUUCAAAACAUGACCAAAAAUGAAAUGUAAAUACUUCUUGAUGAUUUAAAACGUUUACUCAGUGGUGGAAAUAAACUAAUUACAUU